Messenger RNA from Drosophila sulfurigaster albostrigata, 2359 nucleotides. Its product is annotated as spidroin-2. The record is from RefSeq and is a predicted model, not a curated record. The transcript has 3 exons. Bases 143 to 2173 code for a protein of 676 amino acids. Lineage: Eukaryota; Metazoa; Arthropoda; Insecta; Diptera; Drosophilidae.
CCUCUCAGCAUACAACAAAAGAAACUAAAUUUUCAAGCGCAUUUCAGUUGUUUGAGAAACUUUGAACGGAACUAAACACGAACUAAAACCGCACGCGACAGCGAAAAUUAAAUACAGCAAUAAACUGCACAACAAAAUCAACAUGUCGCACACCGUGAGGCGACUGAGCCACGUGCUCCUCCUCUCGCUGCUUUUGAUCCUACUGGCCAGCGAAGAUGUUCAGGCCAAGCGUUGGUUCGGCGGCGGCAGCAAGAGUCGCUCCAGCUCCAGUCACAGCAGCUACACGCCUCGACGCACUUCCUCGUCCUCAUCCUCGAGCUACUCUCACCACUCAUCGCCCGUCCACACCUCCUACUCGGCGCCAUCCACGUCGCAUGUGAGCCACUCGGCGCCAUCCACGUCGCAUGUGAACCACUCGCCAUCUACGUCUUACAGUUCACCCAAGUACCAAGGACAAAGUGGACAUUUGGACAACACACGUCUCAGCUAUGGCGACACACACUCGCAACCAAAGUCCGUGGCGCCUGUGGCAUCCGCACCGCCUGCUCCCGGCUGGAAUGUGCCUAAGGCUCAAGGACCGCCGCCAGCUUACUCGGCCAGCAAUCCAGUGGGCGGAGCACGCACCAACGUCCAUGAACCGCCGCCAGCCUACAAUCCCAGCUACAAGGCGAACGCACCACCACCAAGCUACUCGGCUGCUACCAACACCAAUGCACGUCCAGUCGCCAGCUCCUCGAGCUCCAGUUCCAGUUACGGUUCAGGUCAUCACUACACGCCCUCUGGCGGCUACAGGUCGCGCACCAACACAACAAGCUACCAACACUCUCCCAUCACGGCGACGCAUACGCAAGGUGUCCAGUCGGGCUAUCCCGGUGCCACGUAUCACAAUCCCGGCCAGUUGCCUCCUGGCGCCACUUUAUAUCAGCCUGGACAUCUGCCCGCCGGCGCCACCUUCCACAGUGCACCGCCAGCCGGCGCCACCUAUCACAGCUCUGUUCCUGCUGGCGCCACCUAUCACAGCUCUGUCCCUGCUGGCGCCACCUACCACAGUGCACCGCCAGCUGGCGCCACCUACUAUCCCAGUGCCGGCCAAGUGCCCCACGCUCCCGCCUAUUAUCCCCAGCAGCCGGUGCACGCUCUACCCGCCGGUGCCACCUACUUGCCAGCUGGCGCCGCCAUUCCCCAAGGAGCUACCUACUAUGCGCAGCCACCAAAGUCAUCAUCUGGACCCGGUUUGGGCACUGGUCUCAUUGCUGGCGCUAUUGGUGGUGCCAUUCUUGGACACGCCCUUACGCCCACCAACACACGCGUUGUGGAACAUGUGCCAUCCGGUGGUUACGGAGGCGGCGGCUAUGGAGGCGGCAACUAUGGUGGAGGUAGCAGCAACAACGGCGGUGGCGAGGACAAGAUCAUCAUUAUCAACAAUGGACCUCCUGGCUCAGUGACCACAACGGAUGCAGGAUCUGGCACAACCAUCAUCAACGCAGGCAGUCCACAACAGGCUGCUACCGCUCCAGCUCCAGCUCCAGCUGCACCUGUUUAUCCAGCUGCUGCUCCUGCUCCAGGCGCUGCUCCGGCUCCAGGUGCUGUUCCCGCUCCAGGUGCUGUUCCGGCUCCAGGGGCUGCUCCUGCUCCAGGCGCUGCUCCCACUGUCGGUGGUACACCUCUGGCCCCACUCGCACCCCUUGAGAGCGCUGCAGUUGCUCCAGCUGGCGUCAAUGCUGCUCCAGCUGCUGCUGCUCCAGCUCCUGCUGAUCCCAAUGCACCCACUGGACCUAUUAUCUGCGUGCCAAUGCUUUUGCCCGAGCCUGAUCCCAAGGAUUCCAACAAGACCAUUGAAGUCGAGAAGAUAGUCUGCUAUCCAGCACCUCCACCAGAAGUGCCCCUCAAUGCCACAACACCAGCUGCUCCAGGUGCUCCUGUUGCAACUGUUGCAACUGUAGACGGCACGCCACUGGCUCCGUUGCAACCCGUAGUGCCCGAGGGACAUGUGCCGUUAGCUCCCUUCAAGCCAAGCUCUCAACCAGAUAUCAUGCGCAUGCCUGGUCAGACGUCGGCUCGUCUGUCGGUGGAGUCGGGACUGCAUGAUGCCCACAGCGGUGUCAAGUCUGUAUCCCAGUGGAGCGCACUGUCUGCCCUGGUGACCGUGCUGGUGGCCUAUUGCCUCCAUUAACCAUAAACCAUAUCCAGCUGCAACUGCAGCUGGAAUCUGUAAUCCAAACCAAAUAGAUGUCAGUCAGCCACCACACAUCCGAUGGUUCUCUACGAUAUUUUGUAAUUCAAAUCGAAUUUUUACACGUAUAAUAUACUCGUACUUUUCUUAGUCUUCAUAAUAAAACAAAACAUGAUGAAAAAAUUA